Aptenodytes forsteri (emperor penguin) is the source of this 3126-nucleotide messenger RNA. RefSeq names its product family with sequence similarity 179 member A (gene TOGARAM2). The coding region runs from base 1 to 2958 and encodes 985 amino acids. Gene Ontology annotation, molecular function: microtubule binding. Gene Ontology annotation, cellular component: cilium; cytoplasmic microtubule. Gene Ontology annotation, biological process: microtubule cytoskeleton organization. The transcript is spliced from 19 exons. The record is from RefSeq and is a predicted model, not a curated record. NCBI's taxonomy places the organism in Eukaryota, Metazoa, Chordata, Aves, Sphenisciformes, Spheniscidae.
AUGGCAACGCAAGAUAAUUUUGCAGCAGCUAAGUACCGUAGCCCAGUUGCUGUCUACUGUGGGAGUGUUCACAGAUUCAAACCCAGAUACACAGCUCUGCGAGGCGGAAGCAUUGAUUCAAACUUGCAGUUUUGUGGCAGCAGCUGGACCACUGAAGACGAAGCCUCUUUUCAGUCCAUAUUAACAACCCAGAUGAAGAAGCAUCCCAGUUCAUGGCAUGGGGUUGGAGUUGGGAAACCUCGAUACCCAAGGACCAUCUCUCCCCUGGAUGGCUGGGUCAGCGAGGCUAGUGUGCACGACCUCAGCACUGCGGGUGGAGGUGAACUCUCCCACCUUUCUCACCAAGCCUUGACCCAGGACCUCCGAGAGAGGGAGGUGAGCAGCGCUGCCCUGGAAACCAUUCAGAUCGAGGACAAGCCGAAGACGGGGAGGAUGUCUGAGGGUCUGUUAGCCUCACAGAAAGGCCUGACUGACUGCAGUGACCCUAAGGGGGUUACCCUGAAGCCAGCAGUUUCCACAUCAGCUUCCCAGAGGCUCCUGACAACCUCCAAGCCCAUGCCUCCCAUCCAGGACAGCCUUCCUUCCUCAGAGCCCAGCAGGAUGAGCAACGGAGAGCAGGAGCAUGGGGAAAACAGCACAGGCUGUGAUGACAGUGAUGGGGAUGACAAGGAGCUGAUGUCAGAGGGAAAAGGAUAUAAAGCUUCCCUGCUGCCCUGGUAUUGCAGUGGUGGGGAUGGGAAGAAGAAGUCACUGGGAAUGGCUUUGAUUCCUCCUAUCCCCAAGUCAGCGACACCAUCUGAUGAGGAUCCUGGCAGUGCUGCAGUGCCUCUCCCAAGCUCUCAGCACCUGGUUUUCCAAAAGGCCGUGGAGAUGAGGCCAAGAUCAGGCAGCAGAAGUAAAGAGAAGACCCUUAAACAUCUAGAGCUCCAGACUCUGGAACCCGUCUUGCCAGUUCUCCAGCAUCAUGUUGGUGGUGGCGUGAAGUCUGCUGGACAUUUAUGUGAACCUGUGCCACCAUUAACAGGCCUCCCACUCAGCCAGGCCGAGGAGAUAGAUCAUAUCAUGAGCCCUUGCCUUCUGAGUGAUGACGACUUGAAGGACAGCAAUGGAAGGAUCCAUGUUACCUUGUCCAAGUCAGCUCAGAAGAAAAUACAACAAAAGCGAAUGAAACAGAUGGAGCUUUUGCGUAGAGGGAGGGAGAAAGAGAGAGAAAAGGAAUGGUCCUUGCAGCUCCCUACACAGAGUGUUGACCCUGGGGAUGCAGCUGAAGAAAGCUUUGGCCUACCGCCUAUCAAUGGCGCAGUUUCCAUUCCCCCCAGUAUGAGCAAUGCAUGCAGAGCGAGAGCUGGUACUGCCUUGAGGAAGCAGGUCAACAGGCCCUCACUGCCCAGCAUCCCCGUCGUCAGCCAGGGUGGCAGCUUCCCGCGCAAGUCCUCAGUGAACUGCCUGCCAUACAUUGCUAUGGACUUAGAGUGUGGGGACACCCAGGAAGCCAGACCCUUCCCUCAGCCACAGCAGGCGCUGCUCAACGUGCUCACAUGGCUCAGCAGUGAUGACUGGCAGCAGAAGGCAAAGGGACUCUUCAGCGUCAGACGCCUGGCUAUCUGCCACUCAGAAAUUCUUCUUUCUAGACUUCAUGAUGUUGCCUUGGCAGUUACCAAAGAGGUGAACAACCUCCGCUCGAAGGUGUCUCGCUUUGCAAUCAGCACUCUUGAAGAGCUCUUCAGGACCAUGAAGAAGCACAUGGACCACGAGGUGGAUGAGAUUGCUCGGGUCUUGCUCCAGAGGAUGGGGGACUCCAGCGAGUUCAUUCAGAAAGCAGCCAGUCAGUCCCUGGGGAUCAUGGUGGGGAGCGUGACUCCUGCACGAGCAAUGACUGCUCUCAUGGCUAGUGGAGUCCAGCACCGCAACGCCCUGGUGCGGAAGUGUGCAGCCGAACACCUGCUGACCGUGAUGGAGCAAAUAGGAGCCAAGAAGCUCCUGUCGGGCACGCGUGACAGUACCGAGCUGCUGGUGUGCAUGGUGGUGAAGCUUGCUCAGGACUGUCAUCAGGACACAAGGUGUUAUGGACGGAAGAUGCUGAACGUAUUGAUGAGUCAUAAAAAAUUUGAUAGGUAUUUGAAACAGUCUGCCCCAUCACGUGACUUGGAAGAUGUUAUGGCAACACUUAAGCAGAAAGUAAGUGGUUGGCAGGAGAAACAUGAUUUGAGGUCUGGCUCUGACGUACUCGUCUUACCCCGUCAGACAGUCCGUCGCACAUCACUUCGGACUGUGGAAGAAACUGAACAGCUCCGGGAGCUUUAUGAGCUCCUGGCAGACAAGGAUUUUCAGACACGAAUGGAGGGAGUGGUGCUCCUCCUAGAUCACUGCAAAAACAGCCCCAAGCUCAUCUCCAAAAACAUUGUCCAGAUUUUUGAUCUUUUUUUCCUGAGACUUCAUGAUUGGCACAAGAAAGUGAAUCAGCAGGCGCUGGAGGCACUGGUUUUGAUGAUACCCAUGCUCAGAGCUGCCUUACACCCAGUGCUGGUCUCUCUGGUAGCAGCAGUCACUGACAACCUGAACUCAAAGCACUCGGGGAUUUAUGCUGCAGCUGUGAAAGCGCUGGAAGCAUCCAUUGCUCACCUAGAUAACACAUUGCUGCUGCAAGCAUUAGCCCACCGAGUGCCUUCCCUCAGCGGCCAGGCUCUGCUGGAUGUCACAGAACAUGUCUCAGUGCUUGUGGCAUCUGUUUAUCGCCAGAGACCCCAAGCUGUCCAGCGCUACGCCCUGCCCGUGCUCUGGUUCUUCCUGGGAAACAGGGUCCUGCCUGUCCGAAGCAACAGUAUCAAGAUUGUGGUCACCAAGCUUGCAAGGAGCCUCUAUGAAGUGAUGGGCUCCAGGCUGAAGGUGGCUGCUGCCAGACAGUCUCAGCAUGUGGAGAAAAACCUCCAGAAUAUUUUGGGCCUGAAUGUCCGGUGAAGGCUUGGUGUGCUCCGGGAAGCUGAUGGAGAGGUGUCGAGUGGGAUAGAUGGAGGCAAAAGUGGACGAUGUGGCUGUGGCAGUGGCAUUGGUUUUAUUCUGUGUGUUUGAAGAAUGGGAUUUACCCUACAGAGUUUAUAGCUACAGACAUACAUAGUAUAUUUUGAU